Messenger RNA from Arachis duranensis, 2292 nucleotides. RefSeq names its product protein FAR1-RELATED SEQUENCE 5-like. The coding region runs from base 1 to 2292 and encodes 763 amino acids. The transcript has 2 exons. Gene Ontology annotation, molecular function: nucleic acid binding; zinc ion binding. The record is from RefSeq and is a predicted model, not a curated record. Lineage: Eukaryota; Viridiplantae; Streptophyta; Magnoliopsida; Fabales; Fabaceae.
AUGGAGGUGUCUUUGAGCGAGGCGGAUGCUGAUUGUGGAGGGAGUGAUGGUGAUGCUAACGAAGUAGAAAAUUCUGAUUUGGAAGACCUCGCUGGACUAAGUGUGGAUGACAUCCUCAAGAAGGUAUGGGACAGCAUUGAAAAUGCAUAUGAGUUCUAUCGGGGUUUCGGAAAAUUGCAUGGAUUCGAGGUGCGAAAGGGUGACUCCGGAAAAGACUGUGACGGGAAUGUUGUAAGGUGCAGGUUUUUUUGUAACAAGGAAGGGUUGAGGGAGCGUAAACACUACGACAGGGUUGACCGAACAAGGGUACACAAACCGGAAACAAGAACCAACUGCAAGGCAAUGUUAUCGGUUUAUUUUGACAAAAAUGAUAAGCAUUGGAAGGUUAGGAAGUUAGUAACCGAACACAAUCAUGACCUGACACCGGCUGGAAUGGUGCACCUGAUUGCCAAUCAUCGUCGGUUAACGGAAGUUGCAAAGACUCAGAUAGCCGGUAUGCAAGCUCAUGGUAUUGUGACCUCUAAGAUUGUAGGGUACAUGGCUGGUACGGUCGGGGGAUAUUCGAUGUUGGGGUUCCUAAAGAAGGAUGUCUACAACUAUGCUGACAAAAUGCGGCGCAUUAAAGUAGCUGAUGGCGAUGCAAAUUCUGCAUUAGUUUAUCUAGAGGGAAAAGCCGAGUCAGACCCCAUGGCAAUCGCAAAAUAUAACGUGACUUCUGACAACAGGCUCGCGAAUCUGAUUUGGGCCGACGGAUCUAGCAGAGUCGAUUACCAAUUCUUUGGUGAUGUUUUGGCGUUCGAUUCAACCUACAGGAAAAAUAAAUACAAGAGGCCGGUUGUUAUUUUCUCAGGAUCAAACAAUCAUAAGCAGACCACCAUAUUCGGGUUUGGGUUGUUGCUUGAUGAAAGUCUGGCGUCCUAUCGGUGGAUGCUGGAGAAUUUGAUGGAGAUCAUGUGCCGUAAGAAGCCAUCUGUAGUGGUGACAGAUGGGGACAAAGCUAUGAUAAAGGUUGUCUCUGAAGUCCUCCCCGAGUCGACGCAUCGCUUGUGUGCAUGGCAUGUGGAGAAGAACGUCACAUCGAAUGUCAAGGAUGAUGAAUUAUGUGGGCUGUUCAGAAGAUGGUUGUACGCGGACAUGGCAACAGAUGUAUUCGAGUCGGAAUGGGAGCAAGUUGCCGAGGACUAUGGACUCGGCCAGAAGCAGUGGUGGUGCCAGAUGUAUGAGAAAAAGGAGAUGUGGGCAAGUAGCUAUCUUCGUGACAAGUUCUGCGCGGGGUACCGGACCACAUCCCGCUGUGAAGGAAUUAACGCAUAUGUAAACAAGUUUUCCAAGUCCACCCACACAAUUUUUGAGCUGGUGCAAUGCUUAGAGAUGGUUGCCCGUGAAUAUCGGAAUAAGGAAAUGCUGCUCCAGUUUCAAUCCAUAAACUCGGUUCCGGUCAUGACAACAUGCCUGAGAAGUCUUGAACGACAUGCCGCUUCGGUGUACACCAGAGAAGUUUAUGGUGAUGUAAAGAAGGAGAUCGAAGGGGUUGGUGCCUUGAUCCUGAUUAGCAGAAGGAGGAUCAUGAAUUCCAUGAUAUACACGCUAGAGGAGUACGAAGAACCUGAUGUCCACAUAAUGUCAUCAUUUGGACGGUCAACUGGGAAGUUAAGUUGCCAGUGUAAUUUCUGGAAGAAGCAUGGUUAUCCAUGCAAGCACAUGUUUUUCGUCAUGAAGGCAGAGCACUCAAAGGAGAUUCCCGACAAUAUAGUUCUGCGUAGGUGGAGAACUGAUGCAAAGUCCGCUGAGCAGUACACAGAAAAUUGGGGGGACUAUAGUGAGCGUGGUGUCAUCCUUCGUCACGGGGCUCUCCAUUCCGCCUCGCAAUGGCUGUUUUUCCUAGGGGCACAAAGGUUGUCCAUUUUCCAGAAGACUAUGCGUGGAAUUGAAAGUUUAUGUAAAGAGCUGGAGAUGGACUGUAGGGCAUUCGGUUCUAGCAUGCACCGGACCGAAGAGAACGUUCGUGAAGCCAAUCCGGUUGUAAGAGAUCCAGUUAUUUCUAAGACAAAGGGUGCCCCGAAAAUUCCAAAGAAGAAGGCCCUUGGUAAAAGGAGGCGUUGCACCGGCUGCAAGGGCUUGGGACACACAAAGAGAAACUGCCCAAACAGGGGUGCCGGUAGACAAAAUCCUGAUCAGGCCGAGGAAUGUGGGGGAAUUAAUGCCACCUGCGUAAUCUUCAACGAUGACUGGGAGUCUAUCGUCGAUGAUAAUCUAUGUGCUGAACCCAGGGGCAAACUCAAUGCGGACUAG